GGGUUAAAUUCCAAUAUCCAUUUAGUUCUUAUUUUCUUGUUUUGGCAAGUAAAAGGGAUUGGUUCCUAUGGUUGUGGAUUAUAUUGUCGGCUUGUUGCGCCAUCUUAAGACACUUUUUGGGUCCUAAGGGAAUGGGUUCCAUACGAGGGAGGCAUGUCCCAAGUUAGAGAUUCUGCAAUAAAGCUUUUUGGAGCAGAUAUUCAUACUACACAUUCUCCCAUUAAGCCAACCACACCCUUCUCAGAUUUACACUCAUUGACUCAGAUUCAGCCUCUGCCUCAACCCAUCAUCGUCAUGAAUGGACUUGAAGAAUCAACUAAUGAUGAAGUGGAUGUUCCUUUGAAUGAAGAAGUUUCUAGCAAACAGAAACUGGUGGGCAAAGUAGUUCAUAGGACUAAUGAGCACAAAAAUGGUAAAAGAAAUAUUGAUCAAGAAAAAGUUUUCAAGAAGCCAGACAAGGUCCUGCAAUGUCCUCGCUGCAAUAGUUUGGAAACAAAGUUUUGCUACUUCAACAAUUACAAUGUUAACCAACCUAGACAUUUCUGUAAAAAUUGCCAAAGGUAUUGGACAGCUGGAGGGGCCAUUAGAAAUGUUCCUGUUGGGGCUGGUAAGCGUAAGAAUAAGCACACACCUCUGCAGUAUUAUCAGAAACCUGUGACUCCUGAUGGUGCAUCUACGAUGCAAACACAUUCCAGUGCUUCUAGUGAUGAUAUGAUUCUCUCAUCUAAUGAACUUUCUGUAACUUCAAGAUCUAUCAGAGAAAGGGAGGAAAAUCCUCUUAGUGAAUCCUUAGAAACUGUGCUGAGUCUCAAUGGCCAAAGAAAAUUUGAUGUGGACCUUUCCACUGUCAAAGAUGAUGGUGAGGACCCUUCAAGCUCCUCUAUGAGAUCUAAUGAAAUGGAGGCACAACACUUUGAUGGUUUAAUUCCCUUGCAUUCAUUUCAUUAUCAUCAUGUCCCUUCAUGGUCUUAUCAAUGGAAUCCAUGUUGGAAUGUCAAGGAGUUUAGGUCCAGUAACACUAGUUACACAGGUUCUCCAACCAUGAUACCAGUUUCUGGCUUCUCAAUACCAACAGUAAUGUCACCUGCAGCACCUUAUUCUUAUUCAGGUUUCAUCUCAAACUUAGGUGGCCAAGAGGCAGAGUCUUCAAUGAUUGGAUCUGCAUUUAGUGGUAUCUCAUUGUCUUCAUCUUCUGUCAGUAACAGUACUAGUUCUGGUAAUAGAUCUCCAACUUUGGGAAAACAUUCUAGAGACGGAAGCACACAGAAGGAAGCUGCAAUGAAACAGAACCUUUGGGUGCCUAAGACUGUUAGAAUUAACUGUCCAGAAGAGGCUGCAAACAGUUCUAUAUGGACAACUUUAGGAACAAAAUCUGAACAGAACAAAAUCAUUAUAAAAGGAAGUGUUUUUAAAUCAUUUGAGUCCAAGACAAGUGCUGAUGAUAAUCAAAUUCGAAGGACAAACCCUGCUGCUUUCUCACGCUCUGAAUCUUUUCAGGAAAGCAUGUGAAGUCAUGUAUUUUGUUCUAGUUGUAUGUGGUGAUCAGCUCAACCAUGCCAUAGAAGGUUUCUAAAAUUCCUUUUCUCUACAUGGGAUGGUUCCAUUUAUUGAUGUUCAAGAAGACAGCCAUGGCAAUAACCUUAAAGUUUAAGCUAUGUGUUCAGCAGCAGUAAUUAGUCAAUAAGAGUCUGUCUCAAGCUUGUGUCACCAUUUACUUCAUGGCAAAAUACGAGUCAUGAACAUGAAACCUGACUGAGGUAUGAUAUUUAGGCUUCAAAAUAGAUGCAAUCCAGACAUUAGUUCUGUGAAUUGAUUCACAAUCUUUUUUAUCAUUGUCUAGUCAAUGUUCGGUUAGAAAAUUUUGGUGUUAUUGAUAUCUGUGUACUGUUUUUCAGACUUUUGAGGAAUUUAUUUUACUGUUUCUUUCCUAUUUCU
This is a messenger RNA of Vigna unguiculata (cowpea), 1935 nucleotides long. RefSeq names its product cyclic dof factor 1-like. Gene Ontology annotation, biological process: regulation of DNA-templated transcription. Gene Ontology annotation, molecular function: DNA-binding transcription factor activity; DNA binding. The record is from RefSeq and is a predicted model, not a curated record. Lineage: Eukaryota; Viridiplantae; Streptophyta; Magnoliopsida; Fabales; Fabaceae.